AGAACAUCGAACUUCUCGCAUGUCAUCUGUUGACGACGACAAGUAUUCGUCCACAAUUGGCGGAUUACGAAACGCCGUUCCGGCUGCCGAAGCCCGUCUGAAGAAGACCAAGAAGGCUUCUUAUCAGUCUAAGUGCGAGCGCUUCAAGCGUCACUGGAAAGCACUCAAGGAUUGCCUGUCCUUCCGACGCCGCCGUAGGUAUGACGGUGCGAAGUUCGGAAGCACCGGUUAGGUAACCUCCGGCUACGACUCCCCUACCGCUGAGCUCUCCGUGUAGGGGCGAAUAAUGCCGCCUGCGAGGCGCAAAUUCACCAUACACGAGGCUGAAACACUCUUUCAAGUUUCGCAAAAUAAGCUUCAAUCCGAGCCUGGGGUAAAGUCACAUUACCUGAGCAGUAGGUGAAUGUUGAGGGCGAAGAGUCUACAAGUACUUCACAACCAUCGCCUUCAAUUCUGCAAACGAGCUACGAAAGUUAUGUCUCUCUUUCUCAUUCUCUUCAAAGCUUUGCGCAGCAUCACGAAGUUGUCGAUGGUUAGAAUGCGCUUGAAGUGACAUUUCUCAUAUUCACGUCAACCGCGCACGAGGUAUAAGAGCAAGAGCCCCUUCUCCAUGCACAAAU
Molecule: messenger RNA, 620 nt
Organism: Trematosphaeria pertusa
Lineage: Eukaryota; Fungi; Ascomycota; Dothideomycetes; Pleosporales; Trematosphaeriaceae
Exons: 2
Coding region: 20-232 (70 amino acids)
Source: RefSeq, a predicted model, not a curated record